GGGCCAUUUUAGACGCACAUAUCAUCGGAAGGUUGUUGCCAGUUGGACCCACAAUGACGCCAUGGCCCUGGGGCCAAGUGGGGCAGCAGUUCCUUGCUGCAGACCAUCCUGUUAGCGAAUGUCAGUAAGGAGACGCCUUGAGUUUGCUAAACUUGUUUUUCUAAUGGCAGCGGGGUCAUGCAUGACGCACAUUUGGUGCAGGAUCAACCGGCCAAUGGAGGUUCUAGUCUUUGAUCGUGUGGCCAGGGCAUGCGGCGGCCGCUCUGGCCCCGCUCUUUGUCGGCGGAGCUUGAGAAACUCUGCAGCAAAGAGAAGUGAAGGAGUUGGGUCAUUCACAACGGAUAAGCGGCACAUUUCAUUUAAACGUAGGAUGUUGGCGUCGUCUGAUCAGGCAAUCAGCAGGAUGUUGCCGGCCCAUUUGACAGUCUGGUUGCAACGGUGUGGAGAUAGACAGCUAAGUCCACCUAGAAAAAGAGAUGGAACGAGCACCGCAGACUGUUCAGCACUUCACCUCAUGACCACCACCACUGUUUCUGAAGCAUUCAAUCAGAUUCCUUCACUAGAGCGCCUUCAGACUUUCAGCCAAAGAUCUUUUAAACUUCAGGGCCCCCUCUGCAGAAGCCUGCAUAGCACAGUCCGCAGCCAACUAGCAUCAACUCAAACGGACUGCCGAGAUUAUAGAGAAGAGCCAGCGCCACAGCUAGAGAAUGUUGAAAAACCUCUGGCACCACUUAAAAAGCCGUACUUGGAGAUGGACGAUCAGCUGAUGAGCUAUCUUCUAGGGCACAAUAACGAGGAGGAGAUCUUUGCGAGGCUGCGAGAGGAGACGGGGAAGCUGCCGGGGGCAGGGGCCUCGAUGCAGGUAUCCCCUGAGCAAGGCAAGCUCCUGGCUUUCCUCGUCCGCAUCUGCCAAGCGAAACUCGUCAUAGAAGUGGGCGUUUACACCGGCUAUUCGAGCCUCUCCAUGGCCCGGGCUCUGCCUGCCAAUGGCCGGUUAGUGGCGUGUGAAUGGGACCCUCGGUGGGUCAAGAUCGCGUCCCGCUACUGGGAAGAAGGGGGGGUUCGAGACAAGGUUGACGCAAGACUGGGACCGGCGCUGGAAACUCUGGAGGGAAUGAUCGCUGCGGGGGAGACCGACACGUACGAUAUGGCCUUCCUGGACGCAGACAAACGGUCGUACCUGGCCUACUUCGAAUGUCUACUCAAGUUGAUUCGGCCUGGGGGGCUGAUCGUGGUGGACAACGUGCUGUGGCAUGGAAAGGUCGCGGAUUCGGGAGUCAAGGACAAAAAGACAGAGGCGCUCCGUCAAUUCAACGCCUUUGUUGCCAAAGAUGCAAGAGUGUCCACGGUCAUGUUGCCGGUCGGUGAUGGAAUGACACUCUGCCAACGGCUGAGUUGACCUUAAAUAGCAUGUGGGUCAAAAUCAAUAUCAACCAAGUGAACUUCCUCGGGCACCGUCACCAAGACAUAUUAGUAUGAACACGUACUGCGCACUGAGAAAGCUGCGCAGCCGCAAUUGAAAACGCCGGAACCUUAGAGUUGUUUUACUGCAGUGGGACUGUCAACUGUGCUUGCGAUCCAACAUGUCACCUUUGAUCCAUGAUUGAUGUCUUGCCCAAUUUAACAUUCGAAC
Klebsormidium nitens is the source of this 1633-nucleotide messenger RNA. The record is from the annotation of a GenBank genome assembly. NCBI's taxonomy places the organism in Eukaryota, Viridiplantae, Streptophyta, Klebsormidiophyceae, Klebsormidiales, Klebsormidiaceae.